This is a messenger RNA of Mesorhabditis belari, 369 nucleotides long. Lineage: Eukaryota; Metazoa; Nematoda; Chromadorea; Rhabditida; Rhabditidae. The record is from the annotation of a GenBank genome assembly.
AUGUUAGCGGAUCAUUUUCGAUUGGAAGCAAACCAGCAUCUGGUCUGUCCUGUUCUGAUGAUGCUUUGCAUCUACGCUUUGCCGAUUUUACUGAUCUUUUUUGCGAAAGUUUUCUUCUUCGCGGAAAAGGGCUGCAAAAGUGGGAAGAAAGCUUUGGAGACUGAAGAGACAAGCGAGGAGGAAAUCCUUCCAAAACCAAUCCAUCGAACUGAAAAAGCGGAAGUAAUCGUGAGGAAAAACGAUUAUCCAACUUUCAACGAUAUCUUGAGUGACUGGGAGAGCAAAAGCAAGCAGAGCGCUUCCAGAAAAUCUGAAAUGAAGCUCGGCCGAGAUCUCAUGCAAGAAGGAAAAAAGGAAAACCUUGCGGAC